UCGAAACCCGAUUUCACUAAAAAAGCGCGUGGCAAUUGCUCUGUAUGCACUAGGAUCUUCUAGUGAAUACAGAUCAAUUGGACAUUUGUUUGGAGUAGGCGAAGCAACUGUUUGCAAAAUACUCAUCGAGUUUUGCAAUGAAGUUGGGACAUCUUUGGCUCCAAUAUAUUUGAAAAAUUUUCCACUGACAAGGGCGCAAAUUGAGAAUGGAGUCGCAGAUUUUAAUGCAAUGGGCUAUCCACAAUGUAUUGGAGCAAUAGAUGGAUGUCAUAUUGAAAUUCAUCCAAGAAAGGAAGAAGCCAUUGAUUACUACAACUACAAAGGGUGGUAUUCCGUAGUACUAUUGGCUUUGGUAGACGCAAAAUAUAGAUUUGCUUAUAUACAUUGCGGCAGUCCUGGAAGAUGCAACGACUCCGGAAUUUUUGAAAAAUCAUCGCUAAAGCGCGAGUUGCAAAGUUGUGCACUUCUUGAUGAAUUGAGCUUGCUGUAUGGAUCCACAAAAAUACCAGUCCAUAUUAUAGGGGACUCUGCUUUUCGUCUCUCUCAGCAUUUAAUGAAGCCAUAUCCUACAAAGAGUCCAAUUGGUUUAAAUCUGAAAAACAACUUUUCACCAGAACAAUAAAAUUUGUAAUACAUAAUUUUAUAAAAUAACAUUUUAUUCAUUUUUGAAAAAAGAUAGUAGUAGGCACUUAGUGCAACUUUAAAAGGCACAAUUCAUUAAAACUUAAAUAUCAUUUCACAUAUUAAUUUUUAACAAUAAAAUUUAUAAUACAUAG
Molecule: messenger RNA, 776 nt
Organism: Anastrepha obliqua
Lineage: Eukaryota; Metazoa; Arthropoda; Insecta; Diptera; Tephritidae
Product: putative nuclease HARBI1
Exons: 2
Coding region: 230-622 (130 amino acids)
Source: RefSeq, a predicted model, not a curated record